Molecule: messenger RNA, 2120 nt
Organism: Acomys russatus (golden spiny mouse)
Lineage: Eukaryota; Metazoa; Chordata; Mammalia; Rodentia; Muridae
Gene: Fgf13
Product: fibroblast growth factor 13
Exons: 5
Coding region: 712-1449 (245 amino acids)
Biological process (GO): regulation of cell migration; cell differentiation; positive regulation of protein phosphorylation
Cellular component (GO): cytoplasm
Molecular function (GO): growth factor activity; fibroblast growth factor receptor binding
Source: RefSeq, a predicted model, not a curated record
UCUGGAGGGUGCCUGCAGCGUCUGAAUUCCUGUGCUGCGACUGUGCCGCGCCCAGAGCAGCAGCUACUGCGACGAUGCCAGGCCAUUACCUGUUUGAUCCCUGCGGGAAAGCUGGCACCGGCCAACUUUUGCCAACCGUCAGGCCGGGAAGUUGCAAGGACUAGUGGAAGCGCCGGAGGGGCCAGGGCAAGGGCGCGCUCCCCCGUGCGCUGCCUCCUCCCUCCUCGCGCCCGCCGCCCGGGCCCGCGGCCUCUCUCCCGCCCGCGCGCGCUCUCCCUCCGCCUGCUUCCCUCCUCCGGCCCCCUCCACGCGGCACAGGGCGGGGGGUGCCGCGAAACUCCGACCUGAGCCGCUUGGACUUGCACAGUGUCCUCGGGGCUCAGGGGCCGAGCGCACGCAGUCACAAGCGCAGCUCUCUGCCUCCCUGCCAGUCUCGCCUGCGAUUCCGGCCCGGGGCUGUGGCGUCGGUUCGGACCAAGGCAGCCAGAACCCGCACGGCAGCCGGACCACCGUCAGAGGAGCUCGGACGGCAUGCUGAGCCCCCUCCUCGACUGAAGCCGGGUGCCCAGAAGCCCCGGCCAAGCAAGCGCAGGCUAAGGAGACCCAGGCAGCAAAGGCGUGAGCCAGUGGCAGCGCAGCAAGCGGAGGAGCAAGAGGAGCCAAAGGCAGAAAGGGCCCCCCAAAGAAGUGGUGGUGGUGGGCGUCGUGGCCAUGGCGGCGGCUAUCGCUAGCUCGCUCAUCCGGCAAAAGAGACAAGCCCGCGAGCGCGAGAAAUCCAAUGCCUGCAAGUGUGUCAGCAGCCCUAGUAAAGGCAAGACCAGCUGCGACAAAAACAAGUUAAAUGUCUUUUCCCGGGUCAAACUCUUUGGCUCCAAGAAGAGGCGCAGAAGGAGACCAGAACCUCAGCUUAAGGGUAUAGUUACCAAACUAUACAGCCGACAAGGCUACCACUUGCAGCUGCAGGCAGAUGGAACCAUUGAUGGCACCAAAGACGAAGACAGUACUUAUACUCUGUUUAACCUCAUCCCUGUGGGUCUUCGAGUGGUGGCUAUUCAAGGAGUUCAAACCAAGCUGUAUUUGGCAAUGAACAGCGAGGGAUACUUGUACACCUCGGAACAUUUCACACCUGAGUGCAAAUUCAAAGAAUCAGUGUUUGAAAAUUAUUACGUGACAUACUCUUCGAUGAUCUACCGUCAGCAGCAAUCUGGCCGGGGGUGGUAUCUGGGUCUGAACAAAGAAGGAGAGAUCAUGAAAGGCAACCACGUGAAGAAGAACAAGCCUGCAGCACAUUUUCUGCCCAAACCACUGAAAGUGGCCAUGUACAAGGAGCCGUCUCUGCACGAUCUCACGGAGUUCUCCCGAUCUGGAAGUGGGACCCCAACCAAGAGCAGAAGCGUCUCUGGUGUACUGAACGGAGGCAAAUCCAUGAGCCACAAUGAAUCAACGUAGCCAGUGAGGGCAAAACGAGGGCUCUAUAACAGAACCUUACCUCCAGGUGCUGUUGAAUUCUUCUAGCAGUCCUUCAUCCAAAAGUUCAAACUUAUCAGUGAGGUUUACCAAACACACAGGCAGAGUUCCCUAUUCUAUCUGCCAAUAGACCUUAUUAUCAUCCGUACUAAAGCCCCAUAAUUUAGACUGAGCUUGAGCAAUAGAAUGCCAAGCAUUAUCAAUGAACUAAACCUGGAAGAAGGACUGCCAAAUUUUCUCGUGAUCUCACCUAUACUUUGGGGAUAACACAGUAAAAACAAUUUCACAGCACUAAUGCUGAUCAAUUUGCUUCCCAACUAAGAAAACUUAAAAGACCACAGCUCUUCUUUAAAACAAAACAAAGUUAACUGCUUAAAUGUUUUGUAGGGGCAAACGGAUUCUGUGAACUGUGUUCUUUCCUUGGCUUCAUGUUUUCUAUCUAUGCUUGACUCAAAUGUGCUCUUUACUUUCAUAUAGUGCAACUUUAUGAUCUCUGAAAUUCAAUGGUUCUAUUGACUCUGUCACUUAAUCCAAAUCAACCAAAUUCAGGGUGGAAUCUGAGUUGGCAUCUCAGGCUCAAGUUAACAGUGUUCUUACAGUUUUUUCUCCCUCUCCCUCUCCUUCCCACUUCCCUCCUAUUCUCUUUUCUCUCU